Arachis stenosperma is the source of this 1771-nucleotide messenger RNA. Its product is annotated as SUPPRESSOR OF GAMMA RESPONSE 1. Gene Ontology annotation, biological process: regulation of DNA-templated transcription. The transcript is spliced from 6 exons. Gene Ontology annotation, molecular function: DNA-binding transcription factor activity; transcription cis-regulatory region binding. NCBI's taxonomy places the organism in Eukaryota, Viridiplantae, Streptophyta, Magnoliopsida, Fabales, Fabaceae. Gene Ontology annotation, cellular component: nucleus. The record is from RefSeq and is a predicted model, not a curated record. Bases 166 to 1362 code for a protein of 398 amino acids.
UCUCUUCCCAUUACCAACAAAAACCCCAGGCUACAAUUUCCCGCUCACUCUACCGACUGUCGCUUUCUUUGUCUCUCUGUCGAUUGAAAAUGGGAAACCGAUGCUGAGGCUCAAUACUCUCCACAGUUCUGCUUCAGCUCAAGCUUCUUCCUCUUCCUCUCUGCAAUGGCUAGGAGCUGGCUUAUUGACAUAGGUGGAUUUGCAAAGAAAGUGAAAAGCACUAAUUUAUCUCCAGCUGAUCAAAUCAAAGAUUGUGGGGCAUAUCGUGAUUGUCCAAACUGCCAUUACCGUAUUGAUAACCGUGAUGUUUCUACUGAGUGGCCUGGCUUUCCUCUUGGUGUGAAGUUUGAUCCUUCUGAUGUAGAACUCCUAGAACAUUUAGCAGGAAAAUGUGGCAUUGGAAAUGCUCAGCUGCAUAUGUUUAUUAAUGAGUUCAUUCCAACAAUAGAAGAAGAAGAAGGUAUUUGCUAUACACAUCCAGAAAAUCUUCCAGGUGUCAAGAAAGAUGGGAGCAGUGCCCAUUUCUUUCACAGAACAACCAAUGCCUAUACUACUGGUCAACGGAAGCGUCGAAAGAUUCAUCAUGAAUGUUUGACUGAAGAGCAUGUACGGUGGCAUAAGACUGGUAAGACAAAAGCUAUAUUGGAGGAUGGAGUGCAUAAGGGCUUUAAGAAGAUCAUGGUUCUUUAUAUAAGACCUAAGAAAGGGUCCAAACCUGAUAAAACGAAUUGGGUGAUGCACCAAUACCAUUUAGGAACUGAUGAAGAGGAGAAGAACGGUGAAUAUGUGGUUUCAAAGAUUUUUCAGAAGCAAACUGAGAAAAAUGAGGAGAAUCCAGCGGUUGAAGAUUCUGACCAGACUGAGAAAAAUGAGAAUCGAUUGGCUGAUGAUUCCAACUGUAUAGCAUCCCGAACCAGUCCUAGAACUCCGAAACCAAAUCCCCCAAAUCCACCUCGAGCUGGAAAUUUUGUUGACAAUGAUGAUAAUAUUGACGAAACUGAACUUCCAUUCACUCAGGAUGUGAAAUGUGUCCCACUAUGUGAUGUUCUGGAUCAGAACAAUGCUGGUGACCCUGCAUGGCUGGCAGGUGAAUCGCAGGCUGUGGAAAACUUCGACUUUGAUGGCUUGGAUGACAUCUUGUUCUGCAAUGAAAUAUUUGAUUCAUCAUCUCUACUAGAUGUUUCUGGAACGGAAACCAUGAUAAAUGGAUCUGCUUCAAACGAUAUGCUUGGGAAUGAUAGUUUAUCAUACGGAACUUCCGUUCUUGAUACCCUUGACUUGGGUACUCCCCCAGAUUUUGAUCUUUCAAAUCUGAAUUUUUACUCUCAAGAUAGUAUUUUCGACUGGGUCGACAGAUUAUGAAGUGAUUUCUGAAGUUUGAGUCCAUCUGAAUGCAUGUUUGUUCAGCUCUUAGAUGCUUCAGAUUCAAAUAUAGUAAGUGAAACAUAGGUUCUCACGUGAUGAUUUGCAAGCAGAAAUAACAGUAUUUGUUUGUCCCUGGUUCUUGAAAUUCUGCAAAAUUUGUAAUCCCAUGUAAACACAUUUGGGCAUUGUUCAGGUGGGUGUAUUUUGGUGUUCAUGUGGAUUUUAGGCAUUAUUCACGUGGGUUGUAUUUGUGUGUCAAAUAGCUUUUGUGGUAUAUGUUGUUUCCAUAGCCAUCUAAACUUGGUUGCCUCAUUCUGUUGUGGUAGAUAAAUCUCUGGUAGCAAAGUCCAAACUUAUAUAAGUACUUGAUAUUUGACUGUUUUUAUGUCAAUACUAGAAUUACUAU